AUGGCCUUCCCACCCUACACGAAGAGAUUCCACACAGCCACCUAUCCCAGUAUCGACCCUUCUCGCCCUGAUCUCUCCACGGCAGGAAAGGUUGUUCUCAUCACAGGUGGUGGUUCUGGUAUUGGACCCCGCAUAGCCCAUGCAUUUGCGACUUCUGGAUGUAUGAAGAUCGCUAUUGUUGGACGGACUGUUGCCAGCCUCGAGAAGACCAAGCAAGAGAUAGAGGGAGCCCAUGCAGGCGUGACAGUCCAUGCCGAAGCUGCUGAUAUUGCCGAUGCCAACGCGGUCAACAAAGCAUUUGAGAGCGCCUCGAAAGCCUUGGGCAAGAUCCACAUAGUCAUUGGUAACGCAGGUUACUUACCCGACACGAAGCCUAUCGCGCAAGCAGAUCCUGAGGAAUGGUUCAAGGGGAUGACAAUCAAUGUCAAAGGAACUCUUAACCUUGCCAAAGCUUUCCUCAACUACGCCGCCGAGAAACCGACAUUCGUACAUGUCUCAACUGGUGGUUGUCACAUUGAGCCCAUGCCUGCAAACAGUGGGUACGCAGUAAGCAAAUUGGCAGCCGCUAGGUUGAUGGAAUAUUUUGCUUUCGAGAACCCGCAGGUCCGGGUUCAUAAUAUUCACCCGGGGGUUAUCAAGACAGACAUGUACCAGAAAAGCUCCGAGGGUGGUAUGGAUUUCCAAUUUGAUGACAUCGAACUACCAGCUUCCUUCGCGGUCUGGAUUGUCAGUCCAGAGGCAGAAUUUUUGAGUGGCAAAUUUGUCUGGUCAAACUGGGACGUGGACAAGUUGAAGGCCAAAAAGAAGCAGCUCCAGUCCUCGCAGGACCUUACGCUUGGUCUCCUGGGAUGGCCUUAG
Messenger RNA from Alternaria incomplexa, 858 nucleotides. RefSeq lists its product as uncharacterized. Bases 1 to 858 code for a protein of 285 amino acids. The transcript has 2 exons. Gene Ontology annotation, cellular component: cytosol. Gene Ontology annotation, molecular function: oxidoreductase activity. Lineage: Eukaryota; Fungi; Ascomycota; Dothideomycetes; Pleosporales; Pleosporaceae. The record is from RefSeq and is a predicted model, not a curated record.